This is a messenger RNA of Symsagittifera roscoffensis, 987 nucleotides long. RefSeq lists its product as uncharacterized. NCBI's taxonomy places the organism in Eukaryota, Metazoa, Xenacoelomorpha, Acoela, Convolutidae. The record is from RefSeq and is a predicted model, not a curated record. The transcript has 2 exons. The coding region runs from base 89 to 925 and encodes 278 amino acids.
CUUUCAGUAGUACCCACUUGAAAAUUAGAAAUCAGUUGCUUGAAAUCAGAAAUCAGUUUGACUAAAAUUCAAUAAAAUAGUUGUUUAAAUGACUUCCGUUUGUGGAACAAUCGCUGCCUUGAUUUUGAGUAUAGCAACCCUUCAAGGGUUAAAUGCUAUCCGGCAAUUCGGAACUUGUCCGCAGUUUUCCCCGGUUGAAAUUGUGAGAAGAGAUUUGGCGGGUGAUUGGUUUGCAAUCAAGACUUCUGAGAGGGCGGGACGGGAUGACGAUGACCAUACUCAGACGUGCUUGAAGACAAGUUUCAGACCCAUGGCAUCUGAAACAGGAAUUGAGUUUGAAAUCCUGUCUGCCUUCUACGACGGGGAAAACUUUCAAUCCAAGUCUGUCAGGGCCAAACAAGUCUACCCCAACUCAGAGUGGAGCUCAGGCGCAUUCCAGCUGAACCUUGCCGACCUUGUGGAGCCUCUGAUUCCGAACUCCGGAGACCCACAAGACCCCGACUCUGAAGACUACGAUGAUGAGGAAUCGAUGUACCCCCACCCGAACUUCUUGAUUCUCUAUGUCGAUGAGUCAUUUCUUGUUGUUUCAUACUGUGAUCAAAUUGAACCGUUAGUGAAAAACGAACAAAUGUGGAUUCUGUCACGUGAACAGUUUCCAAACAUAGAAAAAGUCGGAAGAGUGGAGUCGAAACUAUUUCACACGGAAAUUGACAAUUUUCAGAUGUUUGAAGUUGAUCAGGAAACUUGUUCAUCCUCUGAAAUGCGGCAAAAGUUUCCAUUCAGAGCACUUUUGCGUGUUGGUGAUGACCCAUUUGAAAGCGACCAGGCUUAUUUGAAGUAUUUGACAUGUCUCAAUCAAGCGACAACCAUGAUUCAAAUCGAUCUCUGCGUCAACUACCUUAAUAUGGGCUUUUUUGGACAUUGACAACAUUUUGAUAAUCUCAACUUGAACUAAAAGCUAUUAGAUUGUGCCUUAAAGUCUAUAUU